Paramecium sonneborni is the source of this 1258-nucleotide messenger RNA. NCBI's taxonomy places the organism in Eukaryota, Ciliophora, Oligohymenophorea, Peniculida, Parameciidae. The record is from the annotation of a GenBank genome assembly.
UGAUUAUUUCAUUUAUUAUGUUUCUAACUGUGCUGCUUGGGUUAUUUUAUGAAGGUCAUACUUUGAGAUAUUAAGUCCAUAAACAUUUAACCAUAGUAGAUCCUAUCCAUGAUAUUCAUCAAGUAGAAUACAGAGUUCUGAUGGAAUUUGGAUCUCUGAAAUAACCGAUGGAGUUAAUCAUAGAUACAGGAUCUUCGGAUCUAUGGGUGCCUUCGAUAGAUGGGAAAGGAUUUCUUAACAAUAGUAUAAUAAGAAAAUCUUAUAUUAGUCAAGAGAUUCGAUUGUAAAGAAUCAUCUACUUGUAUUAAUACUAAUUCCCGUUAUUAAAUUUUCUAUGAUGAUGGUCCUAUAUCAGGUACAUUAGCUUGGGAUUAAGUGUGGAUGCAUAAUAUCAAAUUUAAUUAGUCCUUUUUAUUGAUAGAAAGAGCAAGUGGUAACAUGGCUUCAAGUGGAGGUAUACUAGGACUUGGGUUCAAUUCAAAUGCUGCAAAUUAAAAUCCAUCUAUUUUGGAAUCACUUUAUGAAUAAAAACUUAUAUCCAAGAAAUACUUCUCAUUGUAUUUAAAGGAUGAAGGUGAAUUUGGAAGUUAUAUUCUUUUUGGUGGAAUUGACAUGAAAUUUGUCUAAAAGGGCCAUAAGAUUUCUUAUGUUCCUUUAAUUUCAGAUUAUUAAUACCUUAUAGGAAUAGAAGGUAUGUCAAUUGAUGAUGAAUUAUUUACAAUCGCAACUGCUCUUGUUGAUAGUGGAACUAGUUGUCUUACUGUUCCAGCAGUAGCAAUGGAUGAUAUGUUAUAAGUAUUUGCAGCAAAAGGAGUCUAAUGUUCAUAUAGAGUUGAAAAUUAUGCACCCUCUUAUUGUACUGUACAUUGUUUUGUCAAUGCUACACAUGAAUAAGGAAUCAUUGAUGCUUUCCCAAUUAUUAAAAUUAAUGUCAACAGUUCCUUUGAAUUAUUACUCAAUCCAUAAGAUUAUAUUUAUUGUAUUCUAUUUUCUCUAUAUUCAUAUAGCAUGUACAAUUUUAGAUGGGAGCUAAUCUAAAUGUAAUACUAAAUUAGAAAGGUCAUAAAUUGAUGAUUUCUUAUUAUUAGGUGAUGCUUUCUUACAUAGCUAUUAUACUGUUUUCGAUCAAGCUGACAAGAAGAUUGGAUUUGCACAUUCAAUUAAUAACAAAGGUCUAAAAUUACAUGUGAAAACCAGACAUUUAAAUAGUUAUGCUUCCAUCCUUAUCUUAUAUGUUGGAUUAUUAUUCAUUUUUUGA